Dicrocoelium dendriticum is the source of this 636-nucleotide messenger RNA. Lineage: Eukaryota; Metazoa; Platyhelminthes; Trematoda; Plagiorchiida; Dicrocoeliidae. The record is from the annotation of a GenBank genome assembly.
AUGCCGGUUGUGUACCAAGGUCCCCGUACGGGUGAGCCACUAUUCGAACAGUUUGGCGAGUCUCCCUUGAUCACGGCUGUGCUCACUUAUGCUGGCUUCAUGCUCCUGAACUUACUUGGUCGACUGCAAGAUUUUCUACGUUGGUGCUGCAUACUCCAUUGUCCAUUGGUUAACGAACCAAAACGCACUCGAUCCUUUGUGCCACUUUACUCGUCUUACGAGGCAUUUUACACUCGGAAUAUAUACAGGCGGGUACAGGAUUGCUGGAACCGUCCAAUCUGUUCCUCUCCUGGGGUGGAAAUCACUGUCUUGCACCGCGUUACCAAAGAUAACGGAUGGACUCUCGAAUUCACAGGUGAAAAGAAGCGUGUUCUUAACUUGGGCUCCUAUAAUUAUCUGGGCUUUGGCGAUCCCCAUGGACCAUCUGUUGACGCUAACGGACGAGCCACACGUCGAUUCGGAGUGGGAGUAGCCAGCCCAAGACAGGAGGUCGGUAGCCUCAUUCUCCACCAGGAGCUGGAAAACUUAGUUGCGGAAUUUGUCGAUCAGGAGGCCGCCAUUGUGUUCAGCAUGGGGUUCGCCACCAACUCGAUGAACAUCCCAUGUCUGGUGGACAAGGUAGUGAAGUUUUACUGA